UGCACACGUCACUCCGGAGGCGGAGCCUCUCACCGACCGGCAGGGGGCGCGCGCGCCAGGCGAGGAGGCAGCACUUUCAUGGAGGAAGCGGAGGCAGAGAAGCGGGAGUGGGCCGCGGUGGCCCGGGACCUGCUGGCCCUGGGGUAUGAGGGUUUCCCGGAAGUGGCGUCGCCAGGCACCUCGUGCCCAGACUUCAGGGUGCUGUGCGCGCGGCUGGCGGCGGAGCUGGCGACUCUGGGUGCCCUGGAGCGGGAGCGAGAGGAGGGCACGGAGGCGCUGAGCGCCGCCGACGGUCCCGGCGCCGAGGAGGAAUUCCUGCGACAGUUGGCCGGCCUGUUGCGGGAGUUGCAUUGCCCGGACCGCGAGCUCUGCGGCAGGGAUUGCGCGGCCUCGCUGCGGGACCCCGGCGCGCGCCUGCGCCUGCUGCGCUUUCUCUGCUCGGAGGUCCAGGCUGCUGGCCUUCUCCGCCUGCACUCCCAUCUGGACCCCAGCCCUGAGCCAUCCGGUGGGGAGGGGGCAGAGGAGGGAUCUGGCAUGGUCCAGGAACUGGUCCUUAUUCUCCAAGCCCUGGGGUUGCCCAGACCCACGCCGGGGACCCCAGCCAGCCAGCUGCUUCGGGACUUGCAUGCCAAGAUCUCGGAGCUCCUGCCUUCCCUGCCCCCAGGGUCCCUGCAGCCCCUCCUCAGCUACCCGCUGGACGCACCCAGAUGGGAAGCGUUGGAGUCUCUGUCCCAAAGCCUGCGAGAUCAGUACUGCUGCCGCCGCUGCCUCCUCCUCAAGCGCCUGGACCUCACAACAUCUGCUUUCCACUGGAGCGAUCGGGCAGAGGCCCAAGGAGAGGCCAUGAAGGCAGUGCUGAUCCCAAUUCGAGAGGCACUGACCCCAGAAUCAGAUGUCUCCAUCGCACACGUCCUAGCUGCCCGAACUGACCUGUCUCGCCUUGUCCCAGCCACCAGCAAGACUGCCCGCCAAGGGACCUGCUGUGCUGUCAACAAGGUGCUUAUGGGCAGUGUUCCAGACCGGGGGGGCCGCCCAAAUGAGCUAGAGGCUCCCAUGCCCAGCUGGCAGAGCAGAAGAGAGGACGGAGGCGGGCGGAAGGCAGGCCGCCAGUGCUGGGGCCACAAGAAGAAGAAGAAGAAGUAAAGGGGGGGCUGGUGGUUGGGGGAGGGGUCCUUCCUGAGAUCCUGCCAUUGAUGAUCUCUUGAGGAGUCACUCUGAGGGUUUCUCUUGGCACUUGGCACCCCAGCCCCAUAGCCCCUGUUCCUGAGGCCCCAAAUGUCCUCCCCGCAUCUACCAUUCAACACCAAGGACCAUGUUCUCUGGCAAAUAAAUUUAAUUUAUGACA
Hippopotamus amphibius kiboko is the source of this 1345-nucleotide messenger RNA. It is a transcript of the gene TSLIG3C, whose product is annotated as family with sequence similarity 98 member C. Gene Ontology annotation, cellular component: tRNA-splicing ligase complex. Lineage: Eukaryota; Metazoa; Chordata; Mammalia; Artiodactyla; Hippopotamidae. The transcript has 8 exons. Bases 79 to 1143 code for a protein of 354 amino acids. The record is from RefSeq and is a predicted model, not a curated record.